Messenger RNA from Plasmodium falciparum 3D7, 1011 nucleotides. Its product is annotated as rifin. The transcript is spliced from 2 exons. Bases 1 to 1011 code for a protein of 336 amino acids. NCBI's taxonomy places the organism in Eukaryota, Apicomplexa, Aconoidasida, Haemosporida, Plasmodiidae. The record is from RefSeq and is a predicted model, not a curated record.
AUGAAAGACCAUUAUAUUAAUAUAUUAUUGUUUGCUCUUCCAUUAAAUAUAUUGGUAUAUAAUCAAAGGAACUAUUACAUUACACCACGUCAUACAGAAACCAACAGAUCUUUAUGUGAAUGUGAAUUAUAUUCACCGGCCAAUUAUGAUAAUGAUGCAGAAAUGAAAAGGGUGAUGCAACAAUUUGAGGAUCGUACAUCACAAAGAUUUCACGAAUAUGAUGAACGUAUGCAAAGUAAACGAAUGCAAUGUAAAGAACAGUGCGAUAAAGAAAUACAAAAAAUUAUAUUAAAAGAUAAAAUAGAAAAGGAAUUUAUGGAAAAAUUUUCCGUGUUAGAAACAGAUAUACAAAAGGAAGCGAUCCCAACAUGUGUGUGCGAGAAAUCUGUGGCGGAUAAAACAGAAAAGUUUUGUCUCAACUGUGGUAAAAAUAUGGGAGCGAUUGCACCGGGUUGGGGGUUGAUCUGUGGUGUAGGGUAUGUAGGAUGGACACAAUAUGCAGCUGCAACGGUUCUUCAAGAGACUAUUAAAAAAGGUGUUGAAGUAGGUUUAACAAAAAUCACGGAAAUAGCAGCACAAUUUUGGGGACUUGAAGCGUAUCAGAUACCUACAGUUGAUGCACUAACAAAACUAAUUGCAGGAAAGUUUACUGACGAGAUAACACUUCCUGGUAUAGUUAAAACCUUAAAUAGUGCUAUGGACGUGACAUUUGAUGAAGGUCCUUAUUCAGAGUUUGCUUUUUACAUACAGGGUGCAGCUACACGUCCUAUUUCUCUUAAUAGUUAUACUGUUGAAGUAGCAGCAGUUAAAAAUGCUGUUUCUGAUGCUAAAAAUCUUGCACUUACUAAUACAGGCAAUGUAACUACUACUUUAACAACUACAAUUAUUGCUUCCAUUGUGGCAAUAGUAGUUAUCAUUUUGGUUAUGGUAAUUAUUUAUUUGAUAUUACGUUAUAGACGAAAAAAAAAAAUGAAGAAAAAACUUCAAUACUUGAAAUUAUUAAAGGAAUAG